UCAGAGACACCACAACAUAAAGAUGUACCUGAAACUUCUUUUCUGCCCUGGAUUCCUCCUGCUGUUUGCUAUCAGUCAGAACCAGGCAAGGGCCAGGCCGAUUUCCAGCUUACAGAGUCUGUCCAAAUUAUUUGAUGAGGAUCUGGAGCAUCCACUGAUCUCAGAAGAGAUGGAUUAUGAGCAAGAUGACAUGAUUCCAACAGGUGCCUUUGAUCAACAAGAGUCUGAGUUCCAGUGGACCCGAAACACCAGGGACCAGCCGGAGGGCAUGUCCACUAGUGACAAUGCUCUCCAGAGGUUCUUCAGUGACCUCGUGGGUUUACCUCGGAGGUAUCGAGGUAGAAGCAAAAAGCACCUAUCCAGGGGCUGUUUUGGUGUCAAGCUGGACAGAAUUGGGUCACUUAGUGGACUGGGAUGCUAG
Messenger RNA from Rhea pennata, 421 nucleotides. Its product is annotated as C-type natriuretic peptide 1-like. The coding region runs from base 23 to 421 and encodes 132 amino acids. Lineage: Eukaryota; Metazoa; Chordata; Aves; Rheiformes; Rheidae. Gene Ontology annotation, molecular function: hormone activity. The record is from RefSeq and is a predicted model, not a curated record. Gene Ontology annotation, cellular component: extracellular region. Gene Ontology annotation, biological process: cGMP biosynthetic process; receptor guanylyl cyclase signaling pathway. The transcript has 2 exons.